AUGAAGGUUCGGUUAAUCAUUGCCGUUCUCACGGUGAUUGCUCUCGGAAGUUUCGCUUCAAUCCUGGCAGAGGGCUCGAUGGUCAACACGCGGUACAGGGCCUCCCUGUGCCGCGACUGGAAAUUCAAGGAGGAGAACAGCCGGGACUGCAACGGCGUUGUCGUCUCUUUCCCGACCGUGGUUCUCAUCACCUCCAUCAUGUCCUUUGCUACUCUAGCCAGUCUCCUUUGGCUAGCACUCCACAUGGUUGCAGCCGACCUAACCAGAGGGGGCAGUGAUCUGUCAACGAUGCUGGUUAUCUAUUUAGUCAUCAAGGUUAUCUUCCUGGGGCUGCACGCCACAUUUAUUGCCAUGACCUGGCACUCGAAAGUUCCUACACGCCACGAAUUUGGGCUUAUCAUCCUGGCCAUUGAUGUAGUCAUGGUCCUGCUGGCCUCUUGCACCUGGGCAAAGGUUGUCCGCAUGCAGGAGCAGAUGCUUGAAACUGUCCGGACUCACAGAGCAGAAGUUCGAAGCGCAUGCAUGGAGAAGUUACCAACUGCUACCUUCCAAGAACUGCAAAGCUCUUCCAGGCUCCCAGAGAACUGCAUCAUUUGUCUCAGCGACUUUGAGCCAAACUGCAAAGUCACCCGACUUGCUUGUGGGCAUAUCUUCCAUGCUGCCUGCAUCAAGAACUGGCUUGUCGAUGCUGCUCACGACACAUGCCCUUAUCGCUGCCAUGAAGAUCCUUUGGACUUGGUGGAAGCAUCAGAAGAACCAGAUUCGAACAGAGUUGAGCCUUAG
Messenger RNA from Symbiodinium pilosum, 783 nucleotides. The record is from the annotation of a GenBank genome assembly. Lineage: Eukaryota; Dinophyceae; Suessiales; Symbiodiniaceae.